AUGGGAGAGGGCGGGACGUGGAGGCAUGAGGGUUUCAAGGGGAGCUCGAAGCUCGAGGCGAGCCAGGCGUUGCGCCGAGGGGCUGACAAGGAAGGCCAGAUUAUCGCGCCAUCCAACACGGAGCUCAACGCUCAACACCGCGAAAUCUCGGAGCCCGUGUCCAUCGAGAAGAGCAACCAGUCCCUCGAGCGGUGCCGCUAUGUGCCCGCCCGGGUGCCGCUCACCGCCCGGUCUGUCACCACGGACGCCGCCUCUUCGUCCCUGAGCCACUCCGUCCCCAAGGCCGAGGAUGAGCCUUUCCAGGUCAACCUAAGCGACGAGAGCUUCGAAACAUACGAGCUGGAUCCGCCACCCUACAGUAUCGCCACCACCAAGCAAGACCUCAGGAAGAUGUACUACGACAUGGUCUGCAUCAGGCAGAUGGAAAUGGCGGCCGACCGCUUGUACAAGGAGAAGAAGAUCCGCAUUGAGCAUGCCAUCACCAAACAGGACGACCUCAUCACUGCCUACCGAUGCCACGGUUUCGCCCUGAUGCGAGGCGGCACCGUCCGGUCCAUCAUCGGAGAGCUGCUAGGCCGACGCGAGGGCAUUGCUUACGGCAAGGGCGGCUCCAUGCACAUGUUUUCCAAGGGCUUCUACGGCGGAAAUGGCAUUGUCGGUGCUCAGGUCCCCGUCGGCGCUGGCCUGGCGUUUGCGCACAAGUACAACGACAGCAAGACGGCAACCAUUAUCCUGUACGGUGACGGCGCCAGCAACCAGGGCCAGGUCUUUGAGGCCUUCAACAUGGCCAAGCUAUGGAACCUGCCUGCGCUGUUCGGCUGCGAGAACAACAAGUACGGCAUGGGCACCUCGGCUGCCCGCUCCUCGGCCCUGACCGACUACUACAAGCGCGGGCAGUACAUUCCGGUCUCAAGGUUAACGGCAUGGACGUUUUGGCUGUCAAGGCGGCUGUCAAGUACGGCAAGGAGGACUGCGUCGGGCAAGGCCCUCUGGUCCUGGGUACGUCACCUACCGCUACGGCGGUCACUCCAUGUCCGACCCGGCACCACGUACCGCACGCGCGAGGAGAUUCAGCGCAUGCGCUCCACCAACGACCCCAUUGCCGGGUUGAAGCAGAAGAUCCUGGACUGGGAGGUGACGAGCGAGGACGAGCUCAAGAAGAUUGACAAGGAGGCGCGCAACCACGUCAACGAGGAGGUUGCGGCCGCCGAGGCCAUGGCCGUGCCGGAGCCGAAGCCGUCGAUUCUGUUCGAGGACAUCUACGUCCGCGGCACCGAGCCGCAAUUCAUCCGUGGGCGCACCCCGGACGAGAACUUCUACUUUUCUCAAGCCAAGGCGCGUCAUGUUCAGGUCGCCAGCCAGUUUCGCGCGACUCUGGGGUACGUCAAGCCCAGGCAAGCCACGUUAGGAAAGUUCUUUGGAGCCAAAGGGGCCGCGCCCCAGCAGCAGACCAAGUUGACCUUUGCCACCAAGACGAGGCAGAACGAGGCAGCGAAUGGACAUGGCGAGGCAGGUGUGAGCACCAAGGGGAACUCAGACUCGGAGAAGGAUGGCAAGAAGCGAGCACGACUGGCCGACCAGGACACCACGAAGAAUGAAGUCGACGAGGAAGACGACGGGCCGGUGGUCAAGCGCGCAAGAAGAAGCCGGAAUCGGGUUAAGCCUGAGGAAGAGGAAGACGGUGUUGGGGAGGAAGGGGUCAACAUGGAAGAACAGCCUCCAGCUGUCAAAAGGGAGAGUUCAGCCAGUCCAAAACCGAGAAGGGGUCGCCGGGCCAAGCCAGAAAACGUCGUUGACGACGGUCUAAAAGAAGAAUCGACAGCCGAGUCCGCGUCGGAAGCAGAGGAAGAUGCCGAGGCGGACGAGGAAAAGGCCGAGGUUUCUGCUGCCAAGGCACGAGAAAAGGCCCAGACUCGGCUCAAAACCAAGAGCGAGCACCCCUUCCCCGACUGGAAUCCCGGGGCUCCAGUGCCGUACGCCGCGCUUUGCCAGACAUUCUCUCUCAUUGAGAUGACGACGAAACGAUUGGUGAUCAUGGAGCAUUGCGCGCUGUUCCUGCGGCAGGUCAUGCGGCUCACCCCCGACGACUUGUUGCCCACGGUCCUCCUCAUGGUCAACAAGCUCGCGCCCGACUACGCUGGCAUCGAGCUUGGCAUUGGCGAGUCCUUGAUCAUGAAGGCCAUUGGCGAGACGACGGGACGCAGCCUUCCGGUCAUCAAGGCGGAUCAAAAGGAUAUUGGUGACCUGGGGCUGGUCGCAGUCAAGAGCAGGUCCACGCAGCCCACCAUGUUCAAGCCGAAGCCGUUGACGGUCCGAGGCGUUCACCAAGGCUUGAUGGGUAUUGCGACGGUGACUGGCAGCGCCCAGGCGAUUGUCUGUCACGAAGCCGAUCAAAAGGACAAGGUGCCGACCACGACGGAGCUAGAAAACGGCGAGUCAAUCCUCAAGACCGUCUACAGCGAGCUACCGAGCUACGAUGCCAUCAUCCCUGCCGUGCUUGAACACGGCAUCAAGAAUCUGAGGGACAGCUGUAAGCUCCGGCCCGGCGUGCCCCUGAAGCCCAUGUUGGCCAAGCCAACCAAGGCCAUCACCGAGGUCUUAGAUCGGUUCGAAGGGCAGCAAUUCACCUGCGAAUACAAAUACGACGGCGAGCGCGCUCAGAUUCACUACGUGGCCAAAGAUGCGCCGCAGGAGCUGAGCCGAGCGACGGCGAGUGCGAGCAGGGAGGCGGCAAGCGGGGUGGCUAGCAUCUUUUCGCGAAACUCGGAGGAUCUGUCCAAAAAGUACCCCGAUAUUCUCGCCAAGCUCCAUUCCUGGGUCAAGCAAGACACGAUGAGCUUUGUGCUCGACUGCGAGACGGUGGCAUGGGACGUGGACGAGAAGAAGGUGCUCCCCUUUCAGCAGCUGAUGACGCGGAAGCGCAAGGACGUCAAGGUGGAGGAUGUCAAGGUCAAAGUCCGCUUCGGGAGCGGAGAGAGCUGCUCCGAGAAGCGUUUACGCCCGUGGAGAGAGUUUGGCUUCGCCACGUUCAUGAACGGCCAGGAGCUGGAUGAGAUCCAAGACUUUCUCGACGAAAGCGUCAAGGCUUCGUGCGAGGGGCUGAUGGUCAAGAUGCUGGACGGCACCGAGAGCGGAUACGAGCCCAGCAAGCGCAGUCGAAACUGGCUCAAGGUCAAGAAGGACUAUCUGUCAGGCAUCGGCGACUCGCUCGACCUCGUUGUGCUGGGGCGUACCACGGCAGGCAAGCGGACAUCGGUGUACGGGGCCUUUUUAUUGGCAUGCUACAACCCGGCGACGGAGACGUACGAAACAGUGUGCAACAUCGGCACGGGCUUCUCGGAGCAGGUGCUCGAGGAGCUGCACGCACAGCUGUCGGCCAUCACAAUCGACCGGGCCAAACCGUUCUACUCGCACUCGGGGGGCGGGCAGCACCAGCCCGAUGUGUGGCUGGAGCCGCGGUACGUGUGGGAGGUGAAGACGGCGGACCUGACGCUCAGCCCGCGGUACAAGGCGGGCUGCAAGGAGGGCGUGGACCCGGCGGGCGGCAAGGGCAUCAGCCUGCGGUUCCCGCGCUUCGUCAAGGUGCGCGACGACAAGAAGCCCGACGAGGCGACGAGCAGCCGGCAGGUGGCCGACAUGUACCGGAAGCAGGAGAGCGUGACCAAGAGCAAGGGGCCGGCGGUGGACGAUGACUUUGAGUACUAG
This is a messenger RNA of Hirsutella rhossiliensis, 3705 nucleotides long. RefSeq names its product dehydrogenase e1 component domain-containing protein. Gene Ontology annotation, molecular function: DNA binding; DNA ligase (ATP) activity; ATP binding. Lineage: Eukaryota; Fungi; Ascomycota; Sordariomycetes; Hypocreales; Ophiocordycipitaceae. The coding region runs from base 1 to 3705 and encodes 1234 amino acids. The transcript is spliced from 15 exons. Gene Ontology annotation, cellular component: nucleus; mitochondrion. Gene Ontology annotation, biological process: Okazaki fragment processing involved in mitotic DNA replication; DNA recombination; lagging strand elongation. The record is from RefSeq and is a predicted model, not a curated record.